AUGGAGCCCCGGCGUGGCGACUACCGAUUCGCCGGCCGGUCUAACAACGGCAAGCGCCGCGGAGAGGGAGGACACAAUGAGCUGGUCGCCACCACCGACUACGAGCAGCGCGAGCCAAAAUCCCACCCCUCGGUGCGCGCACCCCGCGAGCUGGACAUUGCUGAGCCUCCUGCUCCCGACUCCACCCUAGUCGCACUCGCCGCCGACAGCAUCGAUUGGACCGAGCCGUACAUAAGCUACCUCGAGCGCCAGAUACUGCCAAUGGAUGAAGCCAAAGCACGGGCUAUCGUACGCAGGUGCAAGUCUUUCACCAUCAUCAACAACGAACUAUACAAGCGUAGUGUCUCGGGAGUGUUCCAACGAUGCGUCGACACCACGGAAGGGCGCAACAUCCUGCGCGACAUCCACGCAGGGGACUGCGGCCACCACGUGGGCGCGCGUUCAAUCGUUGCCAAAGCCUUCCGUCACGGCUUCUAUUGGCCAACAGCCCACGAAGACGCAGUCGCGCUCGUCCGUUCGUGCGCCGGGUGCCAAAAGUACGCAAGCCAGUCGCACAUGCCAGGGUCAGCAUUGAAGACCAUUCCCCUUACCUGGCCCUUCGCCGUCUGGGGCAUGGACAUGACCUUCGGUCGCCGCUACUGGAAGAGUGAAGUCCACGACCGGCCAAGUAGCCGGGCUAACAAGGGCAUGGCGGUGUGA
Lolium perenne is the source of this 699-nucleotide messenger RNA. The record is from RefSeq and is a predicted model, not a curated record. Lineage: Eukaryota; Viridiplantae; Streptophyta; Magnoliopsida; Poales; Poaceae.